AGCAGUAGCCAUGCCCCCCACCAGCUUAUCAAAGUCCUCCCGCAUGCGAGCAAUACAUCAAUUUGUCUUCUUGACAGCUCAAACAUGGCCUCCGUACACUAUGAUAUCCCUCUUGGUUUCCUCCCAGACAACGACGGGGUGAUAGAUCAUCACAGCCCACCAGAGCAGCUCGAGCCCGAUGAAACGCUCUGCCGUCCGAUCUUAAGAUCGGUAGAUGAUAUGAUUCCGUUCGUACACUGUACACGGCCCUCCAUACGACACCUUUCCUGGGCCAGCUCAGCUCUGAGGUCGACCGAGCAAGUUGUCGGCGCUCAUGAUCAUCUCGUACCGUACCUGACAUUGCCCACUUUAUAUGUCUGUUGCCAGUGUGCUCAAUUAGUCCCGAAGGUGGAUGGCCAGCCAAGGUGUGUGCUCUGUCAACACAGUAUAUGCUGUUGCUGCAUGCCGGCCAAUUGAUAAUGGUUUCCUGUAUGGGCAACAUGGUUCGUUGGCAAGGGUUUCCGUUUUUUCGUUCUUCUUCCAACUCUGUAUGCAUACUUGGGAUCUCCCCAUAUAUGUCAAGCCCGCAUUAGGACGGCGUUACCAACCUGGUCUCAGGGUCAGGCCUCGCAAGUACCUUAGUCGGUUUCGAUAGAUGCGUUCAAUAGUUCUCGCUCAGAAGUGUCAUCUAACUGACGUUGAGGAUGAUAAAUCAUA
Molecule: messenger RNA, 696 nt
Organism: Aspergillus costaricaensis CBS 115574
Lineage: Eukaryota; Fungi; Ascomycota; Eurotiomycetes; Eurotiales; Aspergillaceae
Exons: 2
Coding region: 85-456 (123 amino acids)
Source: RefSeq, a predicted model, not a curated record